CAACGGUAAACUUUGUAUCAUCAACACGUCGGUUCGGUACAUGGCGUGUCCGGCUUCACCAUCACCACUUCCACAAAAUACUGCGAAUUAUUUUAAGGCAGUGAAGUUUGCCUUUAGACCAAACAAUCCAGCGGCAUUUUCUCUGCCAAAUCCGGUUUUUAGAAGCAACGUUCGGACAUCGAUAACGUGCAACAACAGCAGAUAAAAUGCCGCUUUGGAGUAAAGGAAAAAGUGUCUUGAUGACGCCGGACCCGUACCACACACCAGGGUACUGCGGGUUCUGUCCCCAGUUCAAGUUCCAGAUAGGGGAGACGUUUGGCCGGACCACUUCCCGCCUGUUGACCAACCCUAAAGUGGCCUGCUCGGGCCAGCCGGUCUUGGCUGAUAUCGGCCCCGUCAAGGGGCCCGAUUCGCAGGGUACUGGGGAGACGAAAAGACUCGCUGGCAGGGCUGAUGUGUUGAGGAGUCGGCGAGCGAGCUUUGGCGACCAGAAACUAGGGGAGACCAUGGUCCCAGGCUAUACAGGCUACAUACCCAAAGGCGAGCACUAUUUCGGCGAUCGUUACGCCGAGAAUUGCCGCAACGCCAUCGCGGAGUUCGAGCAGGAUCAGCGGAGUCACCAGGCCAAAACCACCGCUAUGCAACGGGUCAGACACAUCCAGGCAGGCCGCAUCCAACCAACAGACAAUGAGAAAAAGGAACUGCGCUGCCGUGGUCCCCUGAAGCCAAUCAAGAAAGACAUAACUCCCGUGGUAUACGGCAAACCAAACGAGCAGCAGCACUCUACAUCACCGUACUACAUGGCUCAGCACGACCCGCAGAAAUUCUUCAUGUCAGGUUACACUGGCUUUAUCCCCAAGGCACGUGGGCUGAUUGGAAUGAGUUAUCCAAUUAUCACGAACCACGCCCUCAACGAGUUCACAAGCGAUCCACGCCAUGCAAUGAGCCGUCUGCAGGGGGCUUUGGAUAAAGGUGAAAUGCCAGUGAUACGGGGUUGCAUCAAGCUACCUCGCCUGGACCCCAAUCUCAUUUACCCAACCGAAUCUGGUCUGGUUCCCCACUACACCGGGCACAUCCCAGGUCAGAAGUUCCGCUAUGGUACAACCUUUGGUCACAGCACCCGCAAUGCAAAGCGAGUUCAAGCCGGCAUGGGUGAGCCAAUCUCAUCCAAGUAAUCAGAUGGCAACUCAGUACUCCAGCAGGCAAAUUUAACUUCAUCCGUCCUUAUAUAAUAUAUUAUAGAAUACAUUUAGCCUGCUGUUCCGUAAUUACCAUAUUAUUGCAUACUUUCAUACAUGUACAACUGAACAAUAAUAUGAAACACGAUUUCCGGACUGGUGACUCUGCCAUUUUCAGAAUGUUUUAUUUCAAAUAAAACAGCAUUUGGAUUAUAUAUUUUUGCACACAUCACUUAACGGUGGAAAAUUUAAGAGUAUAAAUAGAGCUUUCUUUAAAAUAUUUGCGCUUGCGGAAAAAAUACAAUAUUUACAUCAUUAUGGAACUCCUAUACAGUAAAACAAAUUCACAAACCAUAUUUGGUAAAACAAGCUUUGCCAAAAUAUAAGAUAACAUACUGUGCAUCCAAAAAAUAACAAGAUUGAUAAAAAAAAUUUCCAAAUUGCUUCAUACAUGCAGAUCAGUAAAAUGUAAGCACUCAAAUUGCAAAACAAAAAGCUAUGAAUCAAUGCAAAACCUAUUUAAGGCAACUAGUUUAUAUCAUAUAAAUGUAAUCUUAUCAUUGUAUUAAAGACUGUCUGCAGAUUUUAACAUCAAGGUAAGCAACAUUCUCAAUCAUAAAAGCAAAUCAUGCAAUCAAACUUUCUGAAAGCCAAACUGAAGUAAAUAAAACAUAGGAAAGUGUUUUGAUAUAAUGUCGACAUUAAAUUCACAGCAAUUUUAUGUAAACCUGUGCCUAAUGGAAUUUUUUAUUGCUUAACAUUCAUAAUGCUAUAGGUGCACUAUAGGUGCAAUUAAAAAAUGCUGAACUUCAUAAAAGCAUUGCAUGCAAAAAGUGCACUUAGUAUUGCCUCAAACCAAAUUCAAAUAAUACAGAAAAAAAAUGAAAGCUUUAAUAAUUAUUUAUUCAUACUGCUUGAACAUCAAUCAAAAGUCACAUUAUUUUCAAAAUAACAAGACUUCAGCCAAAACUUUUUAUUUUGUAUGUAGUCAACGUGGAAGGUUUUGAGUAUAGACAAAUCCGGGCAACAGAUCACUGUACACUCACGAGGGCCCCCUUUAAUGGAGAACCCAUUGUGCACGCUAUAGACCUUUAUCAUGAUGCCACCAUUUCAGUCAUGUUUCCUGUAUCCAGUAACAGUACUGAAUGAUAAUGUUUUUUUUUUAGCAAAAAGGAACCAGACUAUUUUUCCUUCCAGCCUCGCUUUGGUUACAGUGAUUUGAAUGGGAAAAAUGGUGUAUUGUAACAAAGCAACUGCCGCGUGACGGAUUAUCUACCUAGCACAAUGCUUUCGCCAUUGAAGGGGGCCUUCGUGAUGGAAUUGAUGGCGUCCACGGAUUGGUCUAUACAAAUCACUGUAGAUCUAAAGAGGUCAACCGCCCUCUACUGACAUUUGGUGUCAAGAUUUGUAAAAAUAAUUUCACCAAGUCCAGUUGCAAAAAUGUGACAGAAUAGAUAUUCAAGAAGCCAAGCCAAUUUAACAUGCAAAAGCCAACACAAUAUUUCAAAAGCAUGUAUAUUGAUAAAUAAAACAUACAGAAUCUGUGAGACAUCUUUGGUGGAUGGACAAUUUAAAGUCCAUGAAUAUUAUACCUGUAGCAUUGCAACCUAUCAGGCUGACAAAAUAUUCUUCUUUGGCAGCACAAGUACAUGUGUAUCAAAGGCUUUAUAGUUGGACGGAAUAAUCACUGAAUUAAGUAUAAUACUCAUGUUUUCUGAGGUAAUAACAAGAAACGGAGCAGCUAAUUAAAUCAAUUUUAGAGUCAACAUACAAUUCAUUGACAAGAAGGAAAUCUGAGCCACCAGAGACUAUGCAAGUGACCUGGGCCCAAUUUCACGGCGCUGCUAA
This is a messenger RNA of Patiria miniata (bat star), 3026 nucleotides long. RefSeq names its product protein FAM166B-like. Bases 207 to 1175 code for a protein of 322 amino acids. The transcript has 7 exons. NCBI's taxonomy places the organism in Eukaryota, Metazoa, Echinodermata, Asteroidea, Valvatida, Asterinidae. The record is from RefSeq and is a predicted model, not a curated record.